Messenger RNA from Colletotrichum higginsianum IMI 349063, 1317 nucleotides. Its product is annotated as Mitochondrial import receptor subunit. The coding region runs from base 1 to 1317 and encodes 438 amino acids. The transcript has 2 exons. Gene Ontology annotation, biological process: mitochondrion organization. The record is from RefSeq and is a predicted model, not a curated record. Gene Ontology annotation, cellular component: SAM complex. Lineage: Eukaryota; Fungi; Ascomycota; Sordariomycetes; Glomerellales; Glomerellaceae.
AUGGACGUCCUAGAACUCUACGUCUGGGGCCCGGCGUUCGGUCUCCCCUCCGUUGACGCCGAGUGUCUGGCUGCCAUCGCAUACCUGCACACUGCCCUCCCGAGUUCCCAAUGGCGUCUGGUCGCGAGCAAUGACCCCGCCGUCGACACAUCGAAUCGCCUCCCAGCCCUAAAAGCUGGCGGCGUCUGGGUAUCCGGGUACGUCGCCAUCGCAUCUCAUCUCGCCUCCCUCUCGCCGCACUCCCCCUCGUGGGACCUGGAUCUCGACUCGCGCCUUACCCCGUCCCAGCGCGCAGACGCCCUCGCCUAUGGCGCCCACAUCGACGCCCACUUCGCGCCCCUUCUCGACGCCGCCCUUUACGGCACCCACGAGAACUGGACCGCCGUCACCCGUCCUGCCCUGAGCCAUGUCCUCGGCUUCCCCCUGAGCUGGACUGUACCCGUCAUGCUGCGGAACCAGGCCACGGCGCGGUGCGCGCACCUCGGGCUCGACUCGCUCGGCGCCGAGGACGACUCCUCCGGCGGCAGUGACGCCCAGGGCAGUGCCCUGGACCGCGCGAUGAAGCACCUACCCGUGUCGUCCAGGAAGACCGUGCUGGAGGAGAUGAAGGCGGGCACGGCGCGGGGCAUCAGGUUGCACACCAUCACAGUCGACGCCCUCAUGCCGCUCGAGGCCCUCCGCGCACGGGGCGAGGACGCGCCGGGCGAGAAGAAGCGCUUCUUCGGCGGCGAGGUGCCGACCUCCCUCGACUGCCUGGUCGCCGGCUACCUCGCCCUCGUCCGCGCGGUCGACCUGCCCCAGCCCUGGCUCCGCACGAUCCUCGACAGCAAGUUCUCGCACCUGGCCGCCAUGGCCGACGACCUCCGCGACGAGUGUCUCACGAGCCCCGGCGCCCUCCCCUGGGCCGUGGCCCCCUCAUCGGCAUUCCGCACGGCGGCCCGCUUCCUGGACAACGUCGUGCAGGCGACGCCGAAUUUGGGCGAGGCGUACGUUCACGAGUGGCGCCGGCGCGCCGAGGCUAGGGCGAAGGGUGUGGCGGACCGGAGAACGCUCGCUCUCGCGGGCGGCGUGCUGGCCGCCGGCACCGCCAUCGCGUACGGAGUGUGGGUCUACCGCAGUCUCCCGCCCUGGGGCAUGCGAACGCAGACUUGGAUGGCAGAGAAGAGGGGGCUCAACAGGUUCGGUGACCUGGGCGCCAUGCUCGACUUCUCGCUGGGACUCGCCGACCCUGCGCCGCGGGCGAGUCCGUCUGCCGGAUGGGGUGGGGGCUUCGACAAGGAGCACAGAGUAGUUGAGUCCGAGUUGGCCGUCGACUAG